Molecule: messenger RNA, 1400 nt
Organism: Pogona vitticeps (central bearded dragon)
Lineage: Eukaryota; Metazoa; Chordata; Lepidosauria; Squamata; Agamidae
Product: prostatic acid phosphatase
Biological process (GO): dephosphorylation
Cellular component (GO): plasma membrane
Molecular function (GO): phosphatase activity
Source: RefSeq, a predicted model, not a curated record
UUUUCACCAAAAAGCUUUUCCAUCCUGCUUUCAGGAUGGGCAUGUCAAGGGUGUGCCCAGUGUGCAGUUUCCGUCUUUUUGGCUUUUCUUUCUUUAGCUUCUUCUUUGCCUUUCUUCUCCAAAGCACCACAGGAAGGGAGCUAAGGUCCGUGAUUGCAGUUUUCCGACAUGGCGACAGAAGUCCAAUUUCAACUUUUCCAACAAAUGUGGUCAAGGAAGAUGCUUGGACACAAGGAUACGGACAACUCACUAAGCUUGGAAUGCAGCAGCAAUAUGAGCUUGGCCAAUUCAUAAAAAAGAGAUAUGGGCAUCUCUUAAGUGAUGAAUACAAACACCAUGAGGUUUAUGUCCAAAGUACAGAUUACGAUCGAACCAUUAUGAGCGCCCAAGCCAAUCUAGCAGGGCUCUUUCCUCCUAGAGGCAGGCAAAUCUGGAACCCUAAACUUCUCUGGCAACCUGUCCCAGUUCACACAAGGCCUCUAUCCGAUGAAACGUUGUUAUUAUAUCCCACCCGUGAUUGUAAACGUUUUCUUCUACUUCUAAAAGAAACCAUGGGAACAAAACAAGUCCAGGCUGAACUGCAGUCAUAUAUGAAAUUUCUAAAUAGAAUGGCAAGUAACAUGGGAUAUGACAUAAAGACUCUUCUGGAUUUUACCAAUCAAAAACUGUGGAAUGCAUAUGAUGCUUUAUUAGUUCAGAAAAUUCACAAACUACCUGUACCCUACUGGGCUGGUGCACAUGCCAUGGCCAGGCUGCAAAAGCUAUUGGCAUAUGCUGUCAAUGGCAUGUUUGGGAUACACAAAAGGGAAGAAAAAGCGAGGAUGCAAGGAGGUGUAUUGGUGAAAGCUAUUCUGGAAAAGUUUCUGAAUGUUACAAAAUUAAAUCGCAAAAUCAAACUGACCAUGUUUUCCGCACAUGAUAUGACUUUAGUUGCCCUCCAGGUAGCUCUUGAUGUUUUCAAUCUACAGCUGCCUCCCUAUGCCGCUUGCCACUUUUUUGAACUCUAUAAGGAAGUGGGUGGUGAGCACACCAUUGAGAUGUACUAUCGGAACAGCAGCACAGUCGACCCCCAUCCUCUGAUUCUGCCAGGCUGUUCUCACGCUUGUCCACUGAAGAAAUUUGAAGAUCUAGUUGCUCCGGUCCUAGCACAUAAUGCGGAAGAAUCAUGUAAUAUGUAGAAUGACUUUGCAAAUGACAGAUGUGUGUUCUAAAUGCGGACAGUGCUGCUGAAUGAAACAGAGUGGCGAAAUAAAACACCAGAAUCACUAGAUGGUGCUUUCACACAAUAAAACUGUCCUCUCCCCAGUGACUAUUCCUAAUGAGAAAAAAAUGUGAAAAUCAGAGGGUGUGUGUGCAAUAAAUAUUCCUUAAAAACAGCCUAACUGCCUCAUCAUUUUUAA